AACCGUAAAAGGGGCUGGGGGCCCCUUGCAGCAAGCCGGCUGCCACGGAGAGAGGAUGGCCAGCAGGAAGGCGGGGACCCGGGGCAAGGCUGCGGCCACCAAGCAGGCCCAGCGAGGCUCUUCCAAUGUGUUCUCCAUGUUUGAGCAAGCCCAGAUCCAGGAGUUCAAGGAAGCCUUCAGCUGCAUUGACCAGAACCGUGACGGCAUCAUCUGCAAGUCAGACCUUCGGGAGACCUACUCCCAGCUCGGGAAGGAGGGGCCGGCCUGGGCGGGCGGGGAGGCUGGCCGCCCGUGUCCAUCCCAUGCCCCGUUGCCGCCAGGGAAGGUGAGCGUUCCGGAAGAGGAGCUGGACGCCAUGCUGCAGGAGGGGAAGGGCCCCAUCAACUUCACCGUCUUCCUCACGCUCUUCGGGGAGAAGCUUAACGGGACGGACCCCGAGGAAGCCAUCCUGAGCGCCUUCCGCAUGUUCGACCCCAAUGGCAAGGGUGUGGUGAACAAGGAUGAACUUUGGCUCUCCCCAGGUUCAAGCAGCUUCUCCUGACCCAGGCAGACAAGUUCUCUCUGGCUGAGGUGGAGCAGAUGUUCGCCCUGACGCCCAUGGACCUGGCGGGGGACAUUGACUACAAGUCUCUGUGCUACAUCAUCACCCACGGGGAUGAGAAGGAGGAGUGAGCUCGGCACAGCUGCGACUUGGGGCCGGCCCGUGGGGACACCACAAUAAAUGUGUUUCCCAAUCA
This is a messenger RNA of Mustela lutreola (European mink), 737 nucleotides long. It is a transcript of the gene MYL7, whose product is annotated as myosin light chain 7. Gene Ontology annotation, biological process: cardiac muscle tissue development; heart contraction. The transcript has 7 exons. Gene Ontology annotation, molecular function: calcium ion binding. Gene Ontology annotation, cellular component: myofibril; cytoplasm. Bases 56 to 541 code for a protein of 161 amino acids. Lineage: Eukaryota; Metazoa; Chordata; Mammalia; Carnivora; Mustelidae. The record is from RefSeq and is a predicted model, not a curated record.